ACACCGUUGCAGCUAAAAGGUGUAUGUCAAUUAUAAGGCUUAAAGCAUAAGAUUAGCAGACAACAACACAUUUACAGCACUGCACGGCAUAAAGAAGCAAUCAAAAUCACCGCCCUUUUCACUCGUAUUUGCAGCGAGCAAAACGAGUUGGUGGGUUUAUCAUCAAUAAAACAAAGUAAAGUUCUUCGAUCGUUUGUUGCGAUCCGGUUGAUCUAUCUAUUAUCUACCCUGUAGUGGAUAGAAAAGGAUCUCCUGUGCGAGGUAAAUUGUUGUGAGAGACAGAUACGGUGACAGAGAGAUGGUGGAAUGAGGGUGGGGAAGAAGAAGAAGGGAGGGAGAGAGGGACAUGGCGCUGGGGAGAGUGAGGUGGGGUUGCUCGUACAGGAAAACCACACUGGUCGUUUGCUGCAUCAACAUUGUAAUCGCUCUUUACGUUCUUCGCUCUCUUUAUUCUUCUCUCUACAUCUACUCCGGUAACGUCUCGAGAAACGUUGUUAACUAUACCCCGGAUCAGAUUAGGAAAAUGGAAGAAUCGAUUCGGAUUCGGAGAGCGUCCGAACCGUUGGAGCUUGUUAAAUUGGUGAAGGAACUUAAGGAGGGGCUUUCUAGAGGAGAGGUUGUGGUCGAAUUGCCACGCCCUUUAAAACAGAAGAUCUCCGACGAGAUUUUGAAGAGUUUGAAAAACUUGAAUGUCAGUGCCAACGUCACUGAGCAGCGAGAAGCAGUUGAAAGCUGGCGCAGAGAAAAACUAGAUGAAGCUAAGCGACGGUUAACCAAUACGGGAGGGACUUUGAAUUCUACUAUUCCACAUGAGGAAGCUAGGAUGCUAGUCAGAGCCUUGGAGUCUGAUUGGGCAGUGCUAUCAGAAGAAAUUGGCCUUUGGAUACCUGUUGAAGUCAUUAACAAAGAACAUGAUGAUAAGCCCGAGGGUGACGAAGAGUUAGAGGAUCAAAUUUUACCGGGCAGGCCUGUUCCACCUGAAUGCCAUGCUGAACUUCAUACAGAUUAUGGUGGUGCAGCUGUUAGAUGGGGCCUUACCCAUCAUAAAGAAAGUGCAGCUGACUGCUGUCAAGCUUGCCUGGAUCAGGCUAAACGUGCCAACCCUGCUGAAAAGAAAUGUAAUAUAUGGGUUUAUUGUCCGUCUGAGGCAGGGUGCCACUCUCCAGAUAUCUAUAAACACAAACAUCAGGAAUGCUGGUUGAAAUAUGCAGAAAAACCCAAAAUAAAUUUCAAGGAAAAGUAUUCUGAUUCAUAUAGAAAUUCACACCCUACUGCCCCCUUUGUUGUACCAUGGGUUUCUGGUGUAGUCAGUGCGUGAUUAGAUUCGCCAACAUUGUCCGGACGAUCGGCACAGGAUUGCGAGCUGCAGCUUGUAUUAUAACUUGAAAAGCACAUGAAGCUAGCUCCUCCAAGUUCUUUGUGAUCCGGUCCUUAUUCUUUGUAUUCUGAGAAAGAAAAAGGGAUAAGAGAUGAGGAUAGGGAUGGUGAUGUAGUUGUACUACUUUUUUGUCAAUCGAUUUUUGUAACAUUGGGUGUGGUUGUCUUGGUGCUGAUGACUUUUUAAAUCUGAGAAGUCUGUUGCCAAGGCAAGGUGACAAAUAGGUAGAUGGCAAAAAUGCUUUCUUUGUGGAUUCAAUGAUCUGCAAAAAUGAUUCAUUGUAGUUGGGAAUGUGAACUAAUUCUAUCGAAAUUAUUCAUUAUUAUGGGGAUGUGAUUA
Juglans microcarpa x Juglans regia is the source of this 1717-nucleotide messenger RNA. RefSeq lists its product as uncharacterized. The record is from RefSeq and is a predicted model, not a curated record. The transcript is spliced from 7 exons. Lineage: Eukaryota; Viridiplantae; Streptophyta; Magnoliopsida; Fagales; Juglandaceae. Bases 347 to 1318 code for a protein of 323 amino acids.